AUGAAGUCUAUCGCCCUCGUGACCGCCGGCCUAGUGGCCUCGACAGCCGCUUUCGGGACAAGGACGUUGGAGGAUAUCGGACUCAAGGUCGCCCGGGCAAACUUACAGAAGCCAUCGACGGCGCCAGUACCCAACCAAUACACCAUCGCGGGAUGCUACAAGUCAGCUGGCGAGCUCGUCUUCAACUCUACUCUUCAGUGGAACUCUCAAGGAUCAUGUGCCAGUGCCAUCUGUCAGAAAGGCGGGUUUCCCGUCUCGGGGCUCUCCGGAUCCCAGUGCUUCUGUGGACAGAAAUAUCCGCCAAAGAGCUCGUUGGUGGACGACUCGAAGUGCAGCACCCCUUGCCCCGGAUUCCCCAGCGAACCAUGCGGCGCCGCCAGUGUGUGGACUGUUUAUAACAACGGCCUGUCGAUAUCCGUCCAGAACACCCCAAAUGCUGCUGGAGAUAGUGACAGCACCGCCAACGCCGACACCGAUCCCACUGCGACCGGGUCAGGAAAGGUGACGGCGAUUAUAACCCAGCCCGGUAGCACAGUCGUUGUCACCCAAGUCAGCUCGGCCAAGACCGAAGCACCCAGCAGCAGCAGCAGCACCAACACGGCCGGAAUUAUAGCCGGUGUCGUCGUGGCGGUUGUGGUGUUAGUAGCAGCUGCUGUCGGCAUGUUCUUUUUCCUCCGUCGCCGGAGAAAUAAGGAGAUUGAGGAAGAAUACCGUCGCAACGCCGCCGUGAGCUCCUUCAAUCCCGGCAGCACCAGCGGGGGCACGUCCAUCACGGAUGCUCGGUUGGAUCCUGUCAUGGCCCAGAGAAGAAUGAGCGAUGGCAGCAUUGCCGACAACCAUGACUACACAAGGAAGAUCCUUCGCGUACGACUCCCCGGAUUCCCAAUCUUGAUUCUGUGUCACUGA
Lasiosphaeria miniovina is the source of this 906-nucleotide messenger RNA. RefSeq lists its product as uncharacterized. The transcript is spliced from 2 exons. The record is from RefSeq and is a predicted model, not a curated record. Lineage: Eukaryota; Fungi; Ascomycota; Sordariomycetes; Sordariales; Lasiosphaeriaceae. The coding region runs from base 1 to 906 and encodes 301 amino acids.